Papilio machaon (common yellow swallowtail) is the source of this 2155-nucleotide messenger RNA. RefSeq names its product integrator complex subunit 9 (gene IntS9). NCBI's taxonomy places the organism in Eukaryota, Metazoa, Arthropoda, Insecta, Lepidoptera, Papilionidae. Bases 176 to 2155 code for a protein of 659 amino acids. Gene Ontology annotation, cellular component: integrator complex. Gene Ontology annotation, biological process: snRNA processing. The transcript is spliced from 7 exons. The record is from RefSeq and is a predicted model, not a curated record.
AACAGUUUAUUUUACAUUAUGUUUUCCUUAUUCCUUUCUGUAAUCCGAAUUGUAAAAUGAGGAUCAAUUGUAUGUAAUAGUUAUCAUGCUUAGGAAAUGAAAAAAUUGUUUGGCGGUUUUAAACAAUUUAAUUUAUAUUAAUAUUUAUUCUGAUAUAAAGAAAGACAAUUUCGACAUGAAACUGUACUGCCUGAGCAGCGAUGCGGCCAAGCCAUGCUUCGUGCUGUCUUUCAAAGAGCUGAUGAUAAUGCUGGACUGCGGGCUGUCAGCGCAGUCGGUGCUCAACUUCCUGCCGCUGCCGCCGGUGCCCAGCACACGACUGGCUGCGUUGCCCGCCUACACGCCGCCCCACCUCAACGACCCCCUGCUUGAAGGGGAAUUAAAGGAAUGUUGCGGACGGGUGUUCGUAGACAGCAUUCCCGAGUUUUGCCCCCCACUGGACAAGGUGGUCGACUUCUCGCAGCUGGAUGUGAUUCUUAUAUCCAACUACACCUGCAUGAUGGCGCUGCCCUUCAUCACCGAGGACACCGGCUUCAAGGGACAGGUGUAUGCCACUGAACCCACCUUGCAAAUUGGAAGGUUCUACCUGGAGGAGCUGUGCACGUGGCUGUCGGCGGCGGGCGGGGGGGGCGCGGCGGCGCGGCGCUGGAAGGAGCUGGUGCACGUGUUGCCGGGCCCGCUGGCGCACGCCGCGCGGCCCCGCGCGUGGCGGCGACUGUACGGGCGGGCGGCGCUGGCGCGCGCGCUGUCCCGCGUGCGCGUGGUGGGGUACGACGAGCGCGUGCCGCUGUACGGGGCGCUGGACGCCACGCCCGUCAGCUCCGGCUUCUGCCUCGGCUCCGCCAACUGGGUGCUGCGCACGCCGCACGAGAAGAUCGCGUACGUGAGCGGGUCGAGCACGCUGACGACUCACCCGCGGCCCAUCAACCAGAGUGCGCUGCGCGGCGCCGACGUGUUGCUGCUGGCGGCCCUCACGCAGACUCCGGCGCACAACCCCGACCACAUGCUGGGCGACCUCUGCGUGCACGCCGCCGUCACGCUGCGCGCCGCCGGCUCCGUGCUGCUGCCCGUCUACCCCUCCGGCGUGCUCUACGACCUGCUCGAGUGUCUCUCCACGCACCUGGAGGGCGCGGGCCUGGCGCACGUGCCCCUCUACGUCGUGUCUCCCGUCGCCGACUCCUCGCUCGCCUACAGCAACAUCCUGGCCGAGUGGGUGUCCGCCGGCAAACAGGCGCGCGUCCUCGUGCCCGAGGAGCCCUUCCCGCACGCCGCCCUCGCGCGCGCCGGCCGCCUGCGACACGCGCGCGCCCUGCACGACGACGCCUUCAGCGCGGACUUCCGCCAGCCCUGCGUCGUGUUCUGCGGACAUCCCAGUCUGCGGUUCGGCGCCGCCGUUCACCUCGUCGAGCUGUGGGCCAACAACCCCGCGCACGCCAUCAUAUUCACAGAACCGGACUUCCCGUACAUGGACGCGCUGGCGCCCUUCCAGCCGCUGAGCAUGAAGGCGUUCCACUGUCCCAUCGACACCUCCCUCAACUACGCGCAGGCCAACAAGCUGGUGCGCGAGCUGCGGCCGCGCGAGCUGGUGCUGCCCGAGCAGUACGCGGCCGCGCCGGCGACACCCGGCGCCGCGCCGCGCCCGCACGUGUUCGCCGACGUGCCCGUCACCGUCAUCAAGCGCGGCGCCGCGCGCCAGCUCGCGGUGAAGCGGCGUGCGGCGCGCGGCAUGCUGUGCGGCGAGCUGGCGGCGCGCGCUCUGCCGCGGGAGAUGCGCGGCGGACUGCGCGGCGCCCCGCUCGUUGCGGCGCUGACACUGCGCGACGCGCGCCUCGAGCUGUCUGCGCCGGGCGCGGCGGUGCCGGGGGGCGCGGUGGGCGCGGCGGGCGCGGGGGGCGCGGCGGGCGCAGGGGGCGCGCCGGCGGAGAGCGUGGCGGCGGGCGCGCCGGACGUGGCGGCGCUGCUGCGGGAGCUGGCGCGGGAGGGUCUGGGCGAGGCGCGGGUGGAGGCGGGCGCGGACGGAUGUAUCGUGCACUUGCCGCGACACGACACGCUGGUGCACGUGGAGCGACACGCCACGCACGUGUUCUGCGAGGGGCGCGCCGACGUGCGCCAGGCGCUGCGCCGCGCGCUCGCCGCCUGCACGCCGCACGUGUGA